Pelodiscus sinensis (Chinese soft-shelled turtle) is the source of this 5647-nucleotide messenger RNA. Lineage: Eukaryota; Metazoa; Chordata; Testudines; Trionychidae. The record is from RefSeq and is a predicted model, not a curated record.
UAUACAGUUUCAAGAAUGGAAAAUGCAUAUGAUUAUAUAAAAAAGCCUCUGAAAUUACUUCUUUUAAAUAUUUUAGGUCUAAGUGGAAAUCCAGCAGAUAUAGAAAGAAGAGAAGCAGUGUUUGGGAAGAACUUUAUACCUCCUAAAAAGCCAAAAACAUUUCUUCAAUUAGUAUGGGAAGCACUACAGGAUGUUACCCUUAUUAUAUUAGAAAUUGCAGCCAUAGUAUCGUUGGGCCUUUCUUUUUACCAGCCUCCUGGAGGAAAUGAAGCACUAUGUGGAGCAGUGACUGUCGGUGAAGAAGAGGGUGAAGGUGAAACAGGUUGGAUUGAAGGAGCUGCAAUCCUCUUAUCUGUAGUGUGUGUGGUAUUGGUAACUGCUUUCAAUGACUGGAGUAAAGAGAAACAAUUUAGGGGGCUGCAGAGCCGCAUUGAACAAGAACAGAAGUUCACUGUCAUCAGAGGUGGACAAGUCAUCCAAAUACCAGUAGCUGACAUAAUUGUUGGGGAUAUUGCACAAGUAAAAUAUGGUGAUCUUCUGCCAGCUGAUGGUGUACUUAUUCAAGGAAAUGAUCUUAAAAUUGAUGAAAGCUCAUUGACUGGAGAAUCAGAUCAUGUUAAGAAGACUUUGGAUAAAGAUCCUAUGCUGCUGUCAGGUACCCAUGUGAUGGAAGGCUCUGGAAGGAUGGUGGUUACUGCUGUAGGAGUGAACUCUCAAACUGGAAUUAUAUUUACCUUACUUGGGGCUGGAGGAGAUGAUGAAGAGAAGGAGAAAAAGGACAAGAAAAGUAAAAAACAAGAUGGAGCUGUUGAGAAUCGUAACAAAGCCAAAGCUCAAGAUGGUGCAGCCAUGGAAAUGCAGCCCUUAAAAAGUGAAGAUGGUGGAGAUGGUGAUGAGAGAGACAAAAAGAAAGCAAACUUGCCAAAGAAAGAAAAAUCAGUUCUACAAGGCAAACUUACAAAGCUAGCAGUCCAGAUUGGCAAAGCAGGUUUGUUGAUGUCUGCAAUCACCGUCAUUAUCCUUAUCUUGUAUUUUGUAAUUGAUACCUUCUGGGUUCAGAAGCGACCGUGGCUUGCUGAAUGCACACCAAUUUAUAUUCAGUACUUUGUGAAGUUCUUCAUUAUUGGAGUUACAGUCUUGGUGGUGGCAGUACCAGAGGGUCUUCCACUUGCAGUCACUAUUUCACUGGCUUACUCUGUAAAGAAAAUGAUGAAAGAUAAUAAUUUGGUGAGACAUCUGGAUGCUUGUGAAACAAUGGGCAAUGCAACAGCCAUUUGCUCAGAUAAAACUGGAACAUUGACAAUGAACAGAAUGACAGUGGUCCAGGCUUAUAUCAGUGAAAAACAUUAUAAAAAAAUUCCAGAACCAGAUGCUAUUCCUGAAAAAACUUUGGCUUACCUUGUAACAGGAAUUUCCGUUAAUUGUGCUUAUACUUCCAAAAUACUGCCUCCUGAAAAAGAAGGUGGCCUACCACGUCAUGUUGGUAAUAAAACAGAAUGUGCCUUGUUGGGAUUGCUUCUGGAUUUAAAACGAGAUUAUCAGGACAUAAGGAAUGAAAUACCAGAAGAGGCACUGUACAAAGUAUACACCUUCAACUCAGUCAGAAAAUCAAUGAGUACAGUGUUAAAAAACUCUGAUGGCAGUUUUCGGGUAUUCAGCAAGGGUGCCUCUGAGAUAGUUCUUAAAAAAUGUUUCAAAAUAUUGAGUGCUAAUGGUGAACCAAAGGUAUUCAGACCUAGGGACCGUGAUGAUAUUGUAAAAACUGUGAUUGAACCUAUGGCCUCUGAGGGACUCAGAACUAUAUGUCUAGCAUUCAGAGACUUCCCAGCAGGAGAACCUGAGCCAGAGUGGGACAAUGAAAAUGAUAUUGUCACUGGUCUUACAUGCAUUGCUGUUGUAGGGAUUGAAGAUCCUGUGAGGCCUGAGGUCCCAGAUGCAAUAAAAAAAUGCCAGCGUGCUGGUAUAACAGUGCGCAUGGUCACUGGUGAUAACAUUAACACUGCUCGUGCUAUUGCUUCCAAAUGUGGCAUUCUGAAUCCUGGUGAAGACUUCUUAUGCAUAGAAGGCAAAGACUUCAACCGACGAAUACGCAAUGAAAAAGGAGAGAUAGAACAAGAGCGAAUAGAUAAGAUUUGGCCAAAACUUCGUGUUCUUGCAAGAUCUUCACCCACUGACAAACACACAUUGGUAAAAGGUAUAAUUGACAGCACUGUCUCAGAGCAGAGACAGGUUGUAGCUGUAACUGGAGAUGGUACUAAUGAUGGUCCAGCACUGAAGAAAGCAGAUGUUGGCUUUGCCAUGGGUAUUGCUGGAACAGAUGUAGCUAAAGAAGCUUCUGAUAUUAUUCUCACCGAUGAUAACUUCACAAGCAUUGUUAAAGCAGUUAUGUGGGGAAGAAAUGUUUACGACAGUAUCUCCAAAUUCCUUCAGUUCCAACUUACUGUUAAUGUUGUAGCAGUAAUUGUUGCUUUCACAGGAGCAUGUAUUACACAAGAUUCUCCACUGAAAGCUGUGCAGAUGUUGUGGGUAAAUCUCAUAAUGGACACAUUAGCAUCUCUUGCUCUGGCAACAGAACCACCUACUGAAUCUCUCUUGCUGCGGAAACCUUACGGUAGAAAUAAACCUCUGAUCUCUCGCACGAUGAUGAAAAAUAUUUUGGGUCAUGCAUUCUAUCAACUUGUGGUAGUCUUUACACUUCUGUUUGCCGGUGAGAGAAUUUUUGAUAUUGAUAGUGGAAGAAAUGCACCUCUGCAUGCUCCUCCUUCAGAACAUUACACUAUUGUAUUUAACACGUUUGUGAUGAUGCAACUCUUUAAUGAAAUCAAUGCCCGGAAAAUCCAUGGUGAAAGAAAUGUGUUUGAAGGAAUCUUCAAUAAUGUUAUCUUCUGUUCUAUUGUUCUGGGCACGUUUAUUGUGCAGGUAAUUAUUGUACAGUUUGGUGGGAAACCUUUCAGUUGUUCGAAGCUUACAGUAGAACAAUGGCUAUGGUCCGUUUUCCUGGGAAUGGGAACGCUACUCUGGGGCCAGCUGAUCUCAACAAUUCCAACCAGCCGUUUGAAAUUCCUUAAAGAAGCUGGGCAUGGAACACAGAAGGAGGAGAUUCCUGAAGAAGAGUUAGCAGAAGAUGUGGAAGAGAUUGAUCAUGCUGAAAGAGAAUUGCGUCGUGGUCAGAUCUUGUGGUUUAGGGGCCUGAACAGGAUACAAACUCAGAUGGAUGUAGUGAAUGCUUUCCAGAGUGGAAGUACCAUUCAGGGGGCUCUAAGGCGACAACCUUCCAUCGCCAGCCAGCAUCAUGAUAUCCGAGUGGUGAAUGCAUUUCGUAGUUCCUUAUAUGAAGGAUUAGAAAAACCUGAGACACGAAGUUCGAUUCACAAUUUUAUGACACAUCCUGAGUUUAGAAUAGAAGAUUCUGAGCCUCAUAUUCCACUUAUUGAUGAUACUGAUGCUGAAGACGAUGCUCCAACAAAACGCAACUCUACUCCUCCCCCUUCUCCCAACAAAAAUAACAAUGCGGUUGACAGUGGAAUUCACCUUACAACAGACAUGAACAAGUCUGCUACCUCUUCAUCCCCAGGGAGCCCACUACAUAGUUUGGAAACAUCACUCUGAUUGUAAGCUGAAUGUUACACACUAGCUGCAUUGUAAAGAAACAAAUUGAAACUGGGUCUUUUCACACAAUUGUGACGGACAAGAUAGUAGUCUUGUCCUGGACUUCAACAGAAGACACUUGUACGAAUGUAGAUUUAUUUUUUUAAAAGCUUUCUGCCAGACUUGAGGGUGCUUCUUGAGGGUGGGGGUAAUAAUGAACUCUGACAGAUAAACAGUAACUCAGCGUAAGUGACCUGCGGAUCAUCAGUUGUACUUAAUGGUCCUGAACAGUGUAUUGGAACUUCAGUUUAUCUUGAUCCUUUUGAGGGGAGGGCUGGUAAGGGCAAAGAAGCCCUGGAUCAUUGAGUUUAUACUUUAAUUUCUGCUGUUGGCUGUUAAUAAUUUGGAUUAUUUAUGUUAAAUGAUACAGAUCUGUUUACAAGGUUUGUAGAUACUUUUUUGUUCCUGUUCAUAGAUGGGAAGCUUCCUUAUAAAUGAUGCAGAGAAAAGAGAUUAGUCCUUCAAAUACUGCUGUAUUUUCAGGAAAAGGGUGUUUCUAUUGAAACUGUACUAAAUUUUGCCUGCAAUUUACUUUGUUAAAUAUUGUAGAUAAAUUGCUAAUACUAAUAGCCAAAUAGAUAACACUAAUGCUUUGUAAAAACCUGAGCAGUGGUGUUCUAAUGAAGUUAUGGCCUCUGUCCUAAUUAGUUUCUUAAAUACAUUUACUACUUAAUGGUUUUGAAACAACUGUUUAAUUUUUAAAAAUUUUGAGAAACUUACUGACUAACUUUUGCUCAGAAUUUAGUAGAGGAUUGUUUAAAUGCAGGACAUCAAUAUGUGAUGGAACUUGCUUGAAAUACUUUUGUUAUCUCAGGCAAAAUGGAUUAAAUCAAAAUACAUCAUAACCUUAGUCCUUUCUGUUUUUGUCUAAACAUGUUAGCGUAGUGCUGUCUUGGUGAAUUGUGAGUGGAACUGUUGAUUCCUCCUCCCUCCCUCCCCCCUCAAAAAAAAAUCUAUAGAAUCCUUCAUACAGCAUGAGGGCUGUUGGCAUUUUGAAAGGUUGUUGGUAGGUAGCAUACUUGUUUUCCUUUUUUUUAAUUUUUUAUUUUGUAAACAUAAAUCUGCCCUUUUAUUAAAAUAUGCAGCAAUGGUUUUUUACAGAUUUCUCAGCUUCACUGGAAACAUUGAAAAAGUAUACUUUUUAUUACUACUACAUUUAAACUACAAUUUAAAAUUUGAAAUUUAAACUACAAUUUCAAGAUGGUAACAGCCCCAUUAAAAAACACUUUUAUAAAUCAGAUGUUGGUGACUGCCCUGCAGAAUGGAUGUGAGUUAAGGCACCCAACAAAUUCCUCAAGUCAAAGGAAUACUGAUUGAUUGUGGCUGAAAUUAUCUCAGGGUGAAAAGACUUAAUGUGAGUAGUAAAUAAUGUAUUGUCUUUCAUUUUUGACUUACUGUAUAAAAAUCCAAAUAAAAUCAGGUUAGUUCAUGUGGGGUCAGCUGACAAGUGUUCACAUGUUCUUAGUGAAGCAAUAGUUUUUGGCACCAAAAUAUGACCUCCUAACAAUUGGGUGAAUAAAAGUCACAUUAUCUCCAUCAAUUGGACAGCUGGUCUGUGAAACAUACCCCCAACCCAGAAUCCCAUUCUUCCAUAGCUUUCUUCUUCUGCAUGUCACUUUUUUCACCUUGACUUGUAUCAUGGUUUGUUUUUAGCCAGUGGAACAAAUUCAGAGUGAGAAUCCUGGUGGUGAUUUAGUUCAGAUAAGUAGUCCAGAUUUAGACCUGGUUGACUGGGGGAGACUGCCUACAUCUUUAAAGAUUAGUGUUUUACUUUCUGGGCUAUGGCAGCAGGUGCCAUCAGGGUUCACACUAUUUCACAACUGAUUAGUUGUAGAUUAGGGAUCCUGCUGUAUGUCUGAACCUUAAAGGUAGACGCUAGUUGCCCACAUGGUAGAAAAGUGCAUAAAGUAUUGAAGGAAUCAUGGUAGUAAUGAAUGGACAAAGGAAAACUCAUGGUUAGAAAGGCAUUUAAAAUUAGAAUGAGAAGACUGCUCUGAGU